AUGGACAACAGCCCCGGUGGAGGUGUUAUCUUAUACGCGGGUUCAUCCAGCAGUGCCUGCCCGAGUCCUGGCAGCCCUUCGAGUGGAUACCAGACCCAGUCGCCCUCCUCCCACUCUCAGCCUUCAUCCCCAGAGGGUGCCUCUUUUCAGGAGAUUGGGCCUCUGAAGCAAAGAGGGGAACAACUCGGAGGAAGUUCUUCCCCAAAAAUGGUCUUCCGGUUUCCUGAAGUAAACAAUGUCCCAGUGACCCAAAUUACAACAGCAUCAAGUGCAGCCUAUAACCACCCCACAGUGGCCAAAAGACCUUGUGGUUUUACAGGCACCUUCACCAAGACCGGAGGAAUGGUGCUCCUGUGUAAGGUGUGCGGUGACAUUGCAUCUGGGUUUCAUUAUGGCGUGCAUGCAUGCGAAGGCUGCAAGGGUUUCUUCAGACGCAGUAUUCAGCAAAAUAUCCACUACAAGAUGUGUGUGAAGAAUGAAAAUUGCCUGAUCAUGCGCAUGAACAGAAACCGCUGCCAACACUGCCGCUUUAAGAAGUGUCUCUCUGUGGGCAUGUCCAGAGAUGCUGUACGUUUUGGCCGUAUUCCCAAACGGGAGAAACAGAGGCUGCUGGAUGAGAUGCAGAGUUACAUGAACAGUCUCAAUGAAUCAGCUUCCAUGGAAAUAGAGGCAUCUCCUCCCGCUGAGUCACCCUGCAGUCCACAGAACCCGUCCAACGAAGCUUCCCUAUGUCAGUCUUACCACGGCAAUUUUGUGAGCAAUGAUGAGAAACCACCCAAGAUGGCUACAAGCAACAGCAACCUUGGCAUUAUUUCUUUCCAAGCCAGUUCAGUACAAGAAAUGGUUGUGUCUCACACUUCGACUCAGCACAACCAGCCCCAUUCCAGUCCCACUCAUGGGGGGCAGUCAAAUAUAACUUCCAGCUAUCAUGUUCCCACACACUGCCCUGUCACAUCCAGUAACAACAACCCCACCGACAUUGAUAACGCCAAGUACACAUUCGCCACCAACCAGAACCAAUGCCCAGUCAGUCGGUCUCAGCCCUACCCAACCAAUCAGAACACUUUUCCAACCGGUGAUUCCCAGAACCAUAAUGGUUGCCCUUGGAAGCAAAAUGGGGGAGCUAAAGUCUUAGCAUGUCCUCUCAAUUCAUGUCCUGUAGCCCCAGCCAGUCGCUCCAGUCAGGAAGUGUGGGAAUCUUUCUCUCAGUGCUUCACGCCUGCUGUUAAAGAAGUUGUGGAGUUCGCUAAGAGCGUCCCGGGCUUCCAGAGUCUUAGCCAGCACGAUCAAGUCCUGCUCCUCAAAUCUGGCACUUUCCAGGUUCUGAUGGUGAGGUUCUGCUCAAUGUUUGACCCCAAAGAGAGGACGUUGACUUUCCUCAACGGGCAGACGUACUCGCUGGCGUCCCUCAGGGCUCUCGGCAUGGGCUCCUUACUGGACGCCAUGUUUGACUUCAGUGACAAGUUGGGGUCUUUGGGUCUGGAGCCAGAUGAGAUGGCGCUGUUUAUGGCUGUGGUCCUGGUAUCUGCAGACUGCUCUGGCAUAGUGGAAGUUGGAGCCGUGGAGCAGCUGCAGGAGAAUCUAAUCAAAGCUCUGCGCUCUCUUAUCAACCAUCGUCGCCCGGGCGACAGCACUCUCUUCCCCAAGUUGUUGCUUCGUCUGCCAGACCUGCGCACCCUCAACAACCAGCACUCUGAUAAGCUGCUAGCGUUCCGCAUCGACCCCUGAACCAGCCCGAGAGCAGCAGCUCACGAAGCUAUCUGCUUCAGAGACCCUUCUCGCUCACCUGUGCAUGACUUGUUUGGUGCAGUCGCUGGCCUCCGCGUGAUGGCAACUUAUUGUCGGAGCUGUGUGACGUUGUGAAGCAGACUGAAAGGGGAAGAAAAAUCUCAGUGAAGGAUGCAGGUACAGCAGUAGGUGGAGGCUCCUUAAGCCAAACCCAUCUCCCUCUCCCCAGCUACUUCCAGGAUUUCUUAAAAAAAAAAAAAAACUUUUAAACAGGACCCCAUUCUUCCUCAAGUACCUAAACAUCAAAUCAUUUUCGUACAAAGUGAUGCCCUCUCCCUCCUACAAGCUGUUCUCACUGUUAAAGACCAAAACGAAGAUAGCGAGCCGGUUGUCUGCCUCACCAGAUGUCCUCUGAACUCUGAAGCACAUACGUUUACCCAGAAAAAACUCAUUUGUACUUCAUGCUAUCAGUAUAAAAGGCACUUUCCGUGUAUCCACAAUCCUCAUAUCUGUAUUUAGCAAUAGAAACGUAUAACGCAGUCAGGAGGAGGGCUUUUGUGUGUCCUUUGGUAAUGACUUUCAGAAUAUGUCAUAAUAAUGUUGGACACCUUUAUGUAAAUCAUCCAUUUGUGAUUAUUUAGAAAACAAGUAUGUGAAUUGUUUUGCUGUAAUCAGGGAGAAAUUAUUGGUCAUUUUCGACCACAUCUGACGGCUUACACAUGAUGGUGUUAUGUUUUGUAAAUAUCUUUUUUUUUUUUUUUUAACUAACUUGUUAGAUUACAGAUGCUUGGAUAUACAGUAUAAAUGAAAUUAAUACUGAAAUAUUUUAUGAAGUCUAUACAUUUAACAAAACAUGAAUAGAAUGCUGUAUGGACUGCUAAAGCAACGCAGCAUUUGAACCACUGCUGAAUAUAAACUUUUUAUUUCAAGCUGUGUAACUGAAAUGAACAUACUGUCAAAUGACUCCAUCACCUUGUGAAUAUUUUGUAAAUGUUUUAUUGUAUAUCACAGAGUACCAUUAUUAAAUAACAAUAUAGCAUU
This is a messenger RNA of Thalassophryne amazonica, 2769 nucleotides long. RefSeq names its product nuclear receptor subfamily 1 group D member 1-like. The record is from RefSeq and is a predicted model, not a curated record. NCBI's taxonomy places the organism in Eukaryota, Metazoa, Chordata, Actinopteri, Batrachoidiformes, Batrachoididae. Gene Ontology annotation, molecular function: nuclear receptor activity; zinc ion binding; RNA polymerase II cis-regulatory region sequence-specific DNA binding. Gene Ontology annotation, cellular component: nucleus. Gene Ontology annotation, biological process: cell differentiation; retinoic acid receptor signaling pathway; hormone-mediated signaling pathway.